Molecule: messenger RNA, 702 nt
Organism: Leptinotarsa decemlineata (Colorado potato beetle)
Lineage: Eukaryota; Metazoa; Arthropoda; Insecta; Coleoptera; Chrysomelidae
Product: COMM domain-containing protein 4
Source: RefSeq, a predicted model, not a curated record
CUCUUCUGGAAGAGAAAAUAAUCAAUUGAUAAAAUAAAGAUAGCAAUCAGGUAUAGCAAUUAAAAAUGAAAUUUCGGUUCUGUGGAGAUGCAGAUUGCCCGGACUGGGUAUUGGUUGAAAUAAAUACAUUGUCUAGAAUUUCUUCUGUAAAAUUAAAGCUUCUGGGUCAGCUGGUAGCCAAGGCGAUAAUUAACCCACCAAUAGAUAUGGAGAAAGCUGAAAAAUUGUUUGUCGAUUCAAAAAUGGAUUGCGAAAUAGACUUGAAAGCCUGUAUUGCUUGUUUAACUUAUAUCCUAACAUCUGCUGCAAGAUUUAGCUGUGAUAGCAGUGCUCUACAAAGUGAAUUGCAACAGUUAGGACUACCAAGAGAGCACAGCAUUUCUUUAAAGAGGUUAUUAGAUGACCAAAUUGUAAACCUGACCAAAAAACUCCAAGCAGUAUCUCUGAGAGUGAAUCCAUUGGACAACUUCAGUGUUAGAGUCGACAGUAACAUUAAUUGUGCUGUGCUGGAUUUGACCAUUAACGGGGAAGACAUGUCAGUAACUUUAACACCAUUCACUGUUAACGUAUUAUUAGAAAAUUUGAAAGGAGUCAGGAAAAGCAUGGCUGAAUUGAAAGAAUCCUCUUGACAAAAACUAAAGUAAUUAUUUCAGUUAUAUAUUGAUUCAAAUUUAUGGAAAGUAAUUAAAAGAUACAUAUGAA